This is a messenger RNA of Lathyrus oleraceus (garden pea), 1575 nucleotides long. RefSeq lists its product as uncharacterized. Lineage: Eukaryota; Viridiplantae; Streptophyta; Magnoliopsida; Fabales; Fabaceae. The record is from RefSeq and is a predicted model, not a curated record. The transcript is spliced from 6 exons. The coding region runs from base 276 to 1175 and encodes 299 amino acids.
AGUGAUUAAUUACGCGUGACGAAGAAAAGCUGUGCCGUAAAUAAUUAAUUAUCCGUACUACAUUCCAUAACGCCGUUGGAUUGGCUCAUUCUUCAAUUCGUCCAAAGCACCGCUCACUCACUGAGUCGCUUUUCAAAGUUUCAACUCGGCUCAGCAACCACUUCGCUGCUUCUUCUUCUUCUCAGCAACAUUUUCCACUAUUAAAUCUGCAGAAGGCUUUGAAGUAGUACUAGUUUUCUGGAAGAAGCUUUCACAUUCAUUAGGUUUAGAAUAAAAUGAGGGGUAAGGUGGCGCGGCGAAAUAAUGGUAGAGUUGUAGAACGAGGUGCACCUUCGGUGGAGAGUGAUUUUGUUAACUCGAUAAAAGCAGUUACGGAAUUCCCUCGCUCGUCGUUUGAGUUCUAUGUCUGGUCGGAUCAGGGAGUUAAUCUUGAAGUUGAUUUUACUUCGUCUCUGUCAGAUUGGACUAAUAAGUUUAAAAAUGAGGUUCGGGUGAGUGACAAUGUGAACGGAAACAAAUCUCGGAGUCUUCGGCAGGAUCUCAGUGGUUUAAGAGAUAAAUCUUCGUUCUUGUGGGAUACGAAUUAUAGUCAAGUUGUUGAUUGUGAUGGACAGUCGUCAGAGUUGAAAUUGACCGAAGACGGUGUUGCGGUGUUAGGUGGUGAAAGAAUGACUGUAAAAGUAGCAAAGGAUUUACUGGAAAAUUGUUCAAAGCCUUUAAUGUCUGAUCCCGGCAAGCUGGAGGUUCAACAUUCAAAGCCUGAUAAUGGAGGUUCUGGGAAUUGCUGUCUCCCAAAGGGUUCUUGUAUUUAUGUGGAAUUGCAUAAUUCGGAAGUUGCAAGUUGUCAUAAAUAUGCAUCAGUUUCACCCGGUGAUGGUGAUGGAUCCCCAGAUUUAAGUGAUCAAAAGAACACUUCUAAAAUGAAACACUUUCGGAAGGAGGCCAAGAGUGUUAAUGGAAGGAGGCGUUCAGGAUGCUCCCAAUUUGAUGGCCCACUUAAGAAGUCUCGCCUAGAUUAUGAUGAUCAAGUUUCCAAAACGGAACUUCACAAAAAGAGGAAAGACAGAUACCCCGAGAUUCAAGGUUCAAGUGGUAAACCUGCUGCAAGAAUUUUAAGGAGCAUGGCGAAAACUGGUCUUAUGGUCCUCCCUAGAAGAUCCCCAAGGCUAAAGUGAGUUCAUGCAGUGCUUUGUGCGCCCUUCGAAGGCAUUAGUUCUAGACAUUUUAAUGAAACUAAAAUCCAAUGUUCAAAAAUGGAAGCAUGACAUUUAGUAGGUGGCAUUAUUCUUCUGGAAGAGUUAUACAGAAAGUAAUUAAAAGCAAAGUAUUCUUUCAGGUAGAUUUCAGUUAAACAGUUACAAGUUCUUUCUAGUUUUGGUAUUUAGAAACUAUAAAAUGAUUGUUUGUAUUUUUAUGUAACCUUUAAGGUACUAUUUCUGAUUGUAUAUGGAUAGGGAUGCGUUUGUAUCAUUGAGUUGAUUUAGCUUGAUGUCAGCAUAUUCGGGGGAAUAAUGGAAUUUGAAUAUUGAAACAAGCAUUAGUUGAAUUAAAAAAAAUAUAGUUUGUCCCGUUAAA